AGGUGGGUAUUCGGCUCUUUCGAAGACUUCAGGAGAUUCUCGGAGCAGCGGGUAACCUGCUGAGGCCGUUUGGUGGUGUCGGCAACACUCGCACACGGUGGCAGUGAAGCAGUGCACGCCGAGUUUUUGUUCGCUUGUUUAAUCUGCCGGUGUUCGAGCUCGACUGUUGUGAGAUAAUCGCGGCUCCUGUGAGUUAACAUUUUGGUUGAAUGAGACUGAACCUUUCCAAGGAAACAGUGAUUACUGAAGGCUCGGUGGUGGGGACUUUCAGAUGUUGAGGUGAAUAGAGUCAUUGCUGUCAAUCUGUCAUCUUGAUCCCAAGAACCUUCCCUGUUCAACACGACUGCCUGUAUACCAUCAGCAGCUGCUGAAACUCAGGCCUCGGAUGCUGAAGGGUGAAGGCUAUCGGGAAGGUGAAAAGGAUUUAGUGAAAAGAUGAAAACGUGGUAAAAAGCAACCAGAGUAGAAUUAAACACACCAAGUUCCACGAGUUUAUGAUAGACGACUAGAAGUAUUUCAAGGAACUAUAGUCUGGCAGAGAAAGGUGAAAUGAAGUGUGAUAACUGGAUUUUGAAAGGAAAAACAUAUAUUUAAAUUGAGAAAUCCACUUAAAAAUGAGAGUAGUUAACAGCUAGAAGCACAUGUCUAGGUCUCAGAUAAAUUUGAUGGAUUUAUGAUUUUUUUUUUUUGUGUUAGAAAUAGUUUUCCUGAAGAUACCAGGUUAGAGCUUGGGGAUAUUUUGUCUGUAUGUGUGUUCUUCAGUCAAGUGAAUGUGAUACUAUGACUUGUUUAAAGUUCUGGAAGGAAUGGAGUACAAUGGCAUGCGGAAUGAUUAGUGAGGAGGUUGAUAUGAGAUAUUGUAAGAGGUAAGGAAUCUAAAGAUAAUUAGGUACAUUGAAUGGUGAGCUGCUAGAUUAAAUUAUUCAUGGUGCUUCUCUAUGUUUGGCCUUGGGACUGUAACUCAGCAGGAGAAUUGUACUGAAAUUUCCUGAAGGUGGGAAGCAGAGGAAUUGUACUGAAGUUUCAUGAAGGUGAGAAGCAAAGGCACUGCCAAUGCAGUCGCAGACUGACAUGUCUCCUGAGAAGAACUGGAGGCCUGAGGACUGUAAUAGCAGAAACAAUUAAUUAAAUUGUACAGAACGCAAGGUCACAUGGAACUGAGAACUAAGAGGAAAUUUUGAACUUGUUCCUGCUCUGUUCAGCAACAGAGGAAAGAGUUGGGCAUAUUGGUGCUGUAAGAUUAUAAAGUCAGUAUUGUAUAUGUCUAUGGGAAAAGCUAAGCACAGCCAUAAGAUUCCAUUAGAAAAUUGGGUGUGGGUUUUGGGGUUUUUUUUCAUAGAUAUACAGAACUAUUACUCUUGCAUUUGUCAAAGUGAGACUCUACUGGAAUAAUGAUUGACUGUCAACAAGAGGGUCAAUUCAAACUGAAGGAAGGGCAGAAAGGUAGGAAGGCAAAGCAAACAAGAUGAGCAAUUUUAUUAGGAGAUAAAUAAUAUUUUUUUUAUACCUCAGUAUGCUGCCAUGUAGAAAUAGCUAGGUUACCUGGGAUUAAGGAUUUAAAGACAUCAUGGCAAGGUUACAUGCCUUGCUUAUUUUAUCCUGUGUUGGUAGGGUGUUAUAGUCUAUAUACCUGAACUAGCUUGUGUAGGUACCUACAUGGCAAGGAACUGGAUUUCUAGAAUUUCCAAUGAAAGGCUAAGAUGAGAAAUACAUAUGAGUUGCAACAAGAAGGAAAGUGAUUUAUGAUUGAGAACACUAUUAACAAACAAAUUAAUAGAGAAACUGCCCUGAGUGUGUGGAGGGAGAACAGUCUAGAAAAGAUUACUAAGGCUUUGUCUCUUUCUGUUUGUCUGCAUUAAUAGUGAGUAAUUACUGCUAAGGACCUGGUGUCCAAACAGUAAGCAUUUAAAGGUUUCUUUUUCUUUGGAAUAGCUCUAAAGGAAUUCAGUUUGUGUAGUCAAGACUGUUCCACUGCACAAACCAAGCACAGAAGUUUUGCUUUAAAGAGACACCCCUGCUCUGAAUUAAAGUGGUGAUGUAUGUGCACCUUAUGAGAACAGAGAAAGCCGAAAGAUUUCAAGCUGCUUGCCAAGAUGACCCCUUUUAUUCUGUGGAAUUGUUCACCUAUGCUAUUCUGCCUGCUUCCAGAAUUUCGAAGUUCUGCCUUCAUCUUCAGACUCUUAUCAAUGGCUUUUUCAAAAUACCUACACAUCAGAAAAAAACAGUUUAUCUCUGUCAGCUUUUGAUAAGAAUUGCAAAAGGAAAAACCCUCGAAUUACAGUUUGAAAAUGGUCAAAAAAUUUCACCUUUGGAAUCUGCUCUGGCUUUCUGGACUUUACUUGAAAAGGAAGAAAUUAAACUGGAAAAGCUUCAUGAAGAUAUUCGUCGCUUGAUUCAAAUUCAGAUUGUAGCAGUUCAUAUGGAAAAUGGAUAUUUUAAGGAAGCUACCGAACUUCUUGAAAGGCUGUUUACAGACUCUGAAUCAGAUAAGCCUUUAAGGAUGAAGCUGGCAACCAUAAUUAAAAACAAGGAUCCAUAUGUUCCUCUUCUCCAAAGCUUCAGUUACAGUCUUUUAAUAAGUAAAAUCAAGUUCUACAUUGAACAUUUCAUGAAAGAAAAGGAAACUGACUUCUUAAUACAGGAAGCCACAAAAUAUGCAGAGUCUAAAGGAUUGGAAGCAACAACAUUGCAAAACAAAUCUAUGAAUGUCAGUGAAAAUGACGAAAGUAUUUUGGUCACAAAACAAAGAUUGGUGAAAGAGCAACAGUAUAUCACAAAUCAGUCACCUGGAGACAUAAAAAAAUCCACAGAAAGGCCUUAUUCAGAGCAGAAACACACAGGGAGCAGAGUUCUUCAGAGUCUGAACAACUUACAGAAUGUGGAAAACCAUGAAGUUUCAGCUUGUGGCCGAAGAAGACAGCGAUGGACUUACAAAGAAGACUUGGAACUGAAAUCAGGAGUAAAGAUGUUCGGAGUGGGUAACUGGGCUAAAAUUUUGGCCCAUGGUAACUUCGACAACCGAACAAGUGUCAUGUUAAAAGACCGAUGGAGAACAUUGUGCAGGAUUGACCUAGCCUAGCUUUCCAGAAUAACAACUUAUUUUAGUCUCAAA
Molecule: messenger RNA, 3112 nt
Organism: Pseudopipra pipra
Lineage: Eukaryota; Metazoa; Chordata; Aves; Passeriformes; Pipridae
Gene: TERF1
Product: telomeric repeat binding factor 1
Exons: 10
Coding region: 2036-3079 (347 amino acids)
Biological process (GO): negative regulation of DNA replication; negative regulation of telomeric D-loop disassembly; telomere maintenance via telomerase
Cellular component (GO): nucleus; chromosome, telomeric region; nuclear telomere cap complex
Molecular function (GO): DNA binding, bending; protein homodimerization activity; microtubule binding
Source: RefSeq, a predicted model, not a curated record